CCAGCUUCUUCGGCUCUCACAAUCUCCGGUUCUUCCUCCGGUGAACUCUUCGCCGUCUCAUUCUCCGGCGAAAUUCAGUUGCUAAAAGACAUGGCAUUGUCCUGUAUCAGAUCAUUGAGAAGCAUGAACAUUCCCAAAGAGUUAAUUCAAUUGGGAGGCUGCAGAACAUUUGCUGUGGGCAGUAAAUCAAAGAAAGGUGGUAAAGGGGGUGCAGCUGCCGAUGCUUCAAAGGCAUCAACAAUCAGCAAGGAAGUCAAGGCCACUGCAGUUGUUGGAGCAAAUAUCCUCAAGGAUGGAGCAAAUCCUAAAAUAUUGCAGGACUCAGAAUACUCAGGAUGGGUGUGGCACCUGCUGGAUAAACGUCCUGCACUCAGCGAAUUGAGAAGGAAUGACAUUGAGUCUCUCCCUUAUGAGGACCUCAAACGCUUUGCCAAGCUGGAUAACCGAGCUAGGAUCAAGGAAAACAACUCAAUCAGGGCCAAGAAUUGAAACCUCUUUUGAAGUGUAUGGAAAGCAUUCAAUCGAGCUAAAGCAAAUGCACCUAAAGUAUAGCUACUGUCGAGUGAUGUUGCAAGACCUAAUGUCCUAGCUCUCAGCUUAUUGGGUGGUCCACUUCAAGUAAGCUUUGUAACGAGUUUUUUGUUUUAUCGGGGAAAAGAAAACUCGUUAUAAAUUUAAAAUGCUAGAUCCGUCUCAAAAUUUUCGCCUUCCUGGCUCAUGAUAAGGAGAAAUGGUCCAUUGAACUUUUAUGCCAAACAUUUUCAAUGAGUGGAAGCUGCUUUCUAUUCUGAUCACUUCAAGCACCUAAUUUUAAGCUUAGAAUAACUAGACAUUGAAAUCUUGAUUUGACUGCUACAUUCCACUUAAUGUAUCAUUAUUCAGCUUUUUGACUUUGGCAAGUUCAAA
Solanum stenotomum is the source of this 906-nucleotide messenger RNA. RefSeq lists its product as uncharacterized. Gene Ontology annotation, cellular component: mitochondrial large ribosomal subunit. Bases 91 to 489 code for a protein of 132 amino acids. Gene Ontology annotation, molecular function: structural constituent of ribosome. The transcript has 3 exons. NCBI's taxonomy places the organism in Eukaryota, Viridiplantae, Streptophyta, Magnoliopsida, Solanales, Solanaceae. The record is from RefSeq and is a predicted model, not a curated record.